AUUGGCCGACUGACAAUGAGAGCAAGAUCCUGGAGAAAACUCAAAUUUACUGACCGGCCUAAUCAUUCCCUCUUUCAAAUCUUCCGAGAGAAAAUUAUCCGCUCUUUCUGGCCAGUGUAUCUCUCUUCUUUUCGGCAGUCGCCGUUGCAUCACUCUUUCUCCAUUCUCACCUCUCUCCCCGGCGUUCCGUUCAUCCGCCGCUUGUGAGAAAUAAAUAUGGAAAUAGUUCGUCGUCCUCAACUGAAGUCUACUGCAAUCGACCGUGGAGUUCCAACUCUUCCUCUUUACCGCACGGCUCCAUCUCUCGAAGUUCGGCUCGAUGAUUUCGAGCUCUACGCCAUAGAGCGGCUCCGAGGUAUUCCGUGGCUAUAUAUUUCUUUUCGACUCGAUUGAUUUCCCUAACUAACUCUCGGUGUCUUGAUUUUUCCAGUGAUCACGGGGAUUUCCGAUUGAUUGUCUCGCGGGAAGAGGUCCGAGGAAAUGGAGAAACUGGUCGCGGAACUGUGGAAAGCGAAUAUGAGGCAUCCGCAGGCGUCGGAGCUCAUGAGCAAGGACAUCAUUUCUCAUUUCGUUCUCCGUCUUGUGUACUGUAGAACGGAGGACUUACGGAAGUGGUUUCUCUCCAUGGAGACGGCUCUAUUCCGGUAUAGGUUCCGCCUUCAGAGUGCCGAGGCUCAGAGGGCUGUGCUGGCUGAGUUCCAACUUCCUUACAAGGCAGUCACUGCUGCAGAGUUUGAGGCUAUAAAGGACAAGCUGACUCUGGUUGCCCGCUCAAUCAACCAAACGUUACCUGCAGCGGAUUCUAUAUUCUACGAGGUUCCAUUUCAAGAAGUUCCUGAACUUGUGGCUGGCCGUAGAGUUUUUCUCAGCGAUGGGUAUGCUUAUGUUGCCAUGAAUCAGGUCGUGUCGCUUGUGGCCACUCGGUUUCGAAGUCUUCUCUCAAAGGCGCUCACUCUAACUAACAGGAAAUGGAUGUCUACCAUUAGAGAACAGGAGAAGGAUAGGUUAACCCCUAUUGUGGAAGCCUUAUCAACGAGCUACGUGGGUCCUGACUAUUCUGUGGGAAGGGAAUUUGGUGAAGUGUCGCUCAAAGACAUCGAUAAUGUGGCCAAGAACUCGUUUUCUUUGUGCAUGCGCCAUCUAUUCGACAAAGGUGUCGGGCUGAAGUUGGAUGAUGCGGUUGCAUUCUGGAAGGCAGAGUUCUCUCAAAAGGUUGGAGCAGAGAGAUUUGACAAAGAAUAUGCAUACAGCAUUCGACACAAUUAUGGCAAAGAAGGAAAACGAGUAGACUAUACGCCUUACUCAUGUCAAAAGAUCAUCUCAUUGACUCCUAGUGUAGGAGAUCAUCACGGAUGCCCUUAUCGGCAUUUUAGGUAAACUCCAUUAACUUAUUCCCUACAGGUCCUUUCUGUCAUCUCAUGGAACUGGUCACUAUAGUCAUUUUAUCCGACCUCAACUUGAUUGACGAUGAUCCAAUCAAUCAUUUUCGAUCAAGUCUAUCAAGUCUAAGCUCCACAUGAACUUUUAGUCGCCAACUAUAAACUAUUCAGCCUUGUGUUCUAGCUUACAAGUUACAACCCAUUUGGAAUCGAUUUGAUUUCUCGUACUUCCAAUUUAAAAUCAGGUGUAUGGAACAAGUCUAAUGGAAAUGUAUUGCUGUGUUUCUAUAAAUAAGAGUGAGGUUCUUUCUAAAAAGAGAAAGUAGUCGGCAAAGUGGCAAACAAGAAAAUCAGAGUCAGGUU
Messenger RNA from Linum trigynum, 1742 nucleotides. The record is from the annotation of a GenBank genome assembly. NCBI's taxonomy places the organism in Eukaryota, Viridiplantae, Streptophyta, Magnoliopsida, Malpighiales, Linaceae.